UUCAAGAGAAAAUAGAUCGCUGUUAUCAAUCUUAUAUUUUUAUAUCUAUUUUAAAAACGUCAUUAAAAACCGUGCAUUAUCAGAAAACUUCGGGAAUGCAUUUCGGGAGUAUUCCGAGAUCACUCUAAACAUUGUGCAGUUUCUGGUUGUAGAGAUGAUUAUGGAGAUUAUAAUCAUGAGUCAGUGCGCAUCACUCUUAUCAUCGGCCCGGUAUUUUGGACAGAGGUCCUGGAAAAACGGCUCAGUUUUGCUGCAAGAGCGCUGGAGGUGGGACUGCUCUAGUCUCCAUUUCUCGCUAUGGAGACCGUUCUUCAUACAUUGUCAAAUUCCAAUCAAAUCAGUGAAGUUUAGGUGUUAGUGAACUUUUAAUGUUGUAAUUAACAUUGAGACUCGAGGUUGUGUACAGUGGUAUGAUAAACAGUUCUACAUAAAGUGUAGCCUAUAUGUUUAUUGGGACUCAGAAUAAAAUUGGAGGUAAGAACAGGCAGCUUUUUCAAUAGAUAUUUACAAGAAUUAUUGCAUAUAUUAAUGUGGGGGAAGUGUCUUAUUUGAUUCGCUAUUGACAGUGAUAACAGGAACUAAAAUUCCACAAAACUAACGUAAUUAUUAGAGUAAUCUCAACGAUCAUGGCGAAUAAUAUUCCUUCAUAUUUUUAUGAAGUAUGUCGCCUUUGUUUAAGAUGGGAAGGUGACAAAGUUUCCAUUUUCGGAGAAAGUGAAUCAAAGUGGGAUUUUAAAGAAAAAAUAAAAUCCUGCCUAGACAUUCUUGUAACAGAACAAGAUAAGCUCCCUUCCACAUUGUGUACCCUCUGUGCAUUCAAGUUGGGUGCACUUAACCAAUUCAUGGAGGUGUCAAGGAAUACUAAUGUUCUUCUAAAUGAUUACAUUUCGGGUUCGGGAAUCAUAAGAAGUCACAUGACAAAUAUACAGCUGAGUAGUGUAUUCCCCAUCCCAAAUGAAUAUGCUAGCGCUCAGGAUAAGAUCCUAAUCGAAAUUGAUGAUUACUUGGAAAACCUAAGGAGCCUAGCAGAAAUAACGGCAGCUGCUUCUAACUGUUCUCUACCAAAUAAUUCCACACAACAAGUGUCAGUAAUCGUGAAGAACGGCUCCUUUCAAGAGGAAGAGAUGAUAAAUGAACCCAAAAUUGGAGAAAAUGAACAACCAUUGUUUGAGGAGGAUUGGAAUGAACAAAUGGAAGAGGAGUAUAUAGAUGUGGUUGGUUUGAUGGAAAGUGAUGCAACCGUCACCGAAACGAGUUGUGAGCAGCCACAAGAUUUGGAACCACUUAAUCUGAGUACUGACUGGAUGAAAAAUCAUGAUGAACCUGAGAGGCACUCUAAUAAUUUGCUCACAGCUCCCAUUGCACAAAAUUCUCAAGCUGAUGAAAGGCAAUCCUAUUCAAUGCUCAACGACAAUGCAUUUGCUCCUGGAAGAUUUUUUGGUACUAUAUCAACUGCAGCAUCGAUUUCAAGUCCACAAAAUCAUUACUUUGGAACAAACUCAAUUACUGAUAGUUCAGGGACUGCAAUUGAAACAGAGAUUACAUCUGAUUACAGAAAUCCAUCUACCUCAUCACAAGAGACUCCUGUUGAAAAUUUGGGAACAGACAAUCCUGUUGGUCGCCCGAGAUCAAAGAACUCUGAUCGCCGUUCAAGAAAAAUAACUACUGUUGAGCAAAAACCUAGGAGGCCCGUUGGUCGUCCAAGAAAUAGCCAUAAGAAAAUCGGUUUGUCACCCACCACUGUGCUGCCAGGUGCAGGUGUCAUGGAUAGUUUAAACAAUCAAUCAGGCUGGAAGUUCGAUUAUCUGCUGGAGGCAGCAAACUAUGCAGAUCCAAUGGAACAUGAUGGGAUCCAUAACAGUGAGGAGAUCAGAACUCAGGAAAUGCAGGUUGACUCUUUUUCAAUUCAACAGCCAUUGGAGUCACAGCCAGCUCAACAACUGUUACCGCCAUUACUGAUGUCACAGCCAGCACCACCUGAAUGGUGCUGUGAAUCACUGCCAGUGGAGUCACAGCCAAUACCAUCAUCCACACCACCAGUGGAGUCACAGCCAACACCAGUGGAGUCACAGCCAACACCAGUGGAGUCACAGCCAGCACCAGUGGAGUCACAACCAGCACCAGUUAGGUCACAGCCAGCACAACCAUUAUUGAUGUCACAGCCAGCACUACCAUCAACAAGUCAAGCCCAGUGGUACAAUGAAGUUAAAUCAUUCUCAAUUCCACAGGCACCCCCCAACUCAGAACUUCAACUUUCAUCAAUAAGUCAAUCCCAGUGGUGCAGUCAAGUAAACUUUCAUUCAGUUGCACAACCAUCCACCUCACAUCAGCAACAUACAUCAAUAAGUCAAAGUCAGUGGUACAGUCAAGUUAGCUCACAAUCAAGUCCACGGCCUUCCACCUCAAAUGAAUUGAUACCCACAAACCAUGAGAGCCAAAUGCAAAAAACCACACUCUGGCAACAUAAAUCUGGAGGCAACAUGGUAUGCAAUCCUUGUGGUCUGUUCUACAACAUGCAUAAUGUAAAUCGUCCAGCCAUCAUGGAAGAGGAGAAAGUUACAAAAAGCAGGAAACAACCUAUGCCUAAAAAAUUGACUGCAUCAGCGAGUGAUAGGGACAAGGCUUUUCAAGAAAUGUUAGCUAAAUCUAUUCAGCAAAUUCAUACAGAUGCAAUGCAAAGUCCACACCUUCUGACAGCUACAAUGAUGCAUCAGCAGCAACAGGAAAACCAACAACAGCAGCUGCAGCAUCAACAACAGCUGCAGCAUCAGCAACAACAGCAGCAGCAACAACAUAUACUGAGACAACAUCAGCUGCACCAUCAACAUGAACUGCAACAGCAACAACAUCUGAAGCAGCACCAACAGCUGCUGCAGCAACAACAUCUGAAGAAUCAACAACAGUUGCUGCAGCAACAACAUCUGCAGCAUCAACAAAAACUACAGCACCAUGAACAACAUAUUCAGCAUCAACAACAGAAACAACAGAUGCAUUAUCAACAACAACAUCUGCAACUGCAACAACAGCUGCAGCAGCAACAACGACUGCAGCAGCAACAACAGCGGCAGCAGCAACAAAUUGCUGUAUCAGCAACUACUCGUACAACAUCAGCAAGAGGUGCAGCAGCUGCAGAAACAACAACAAGUGCAGCAGCAGCAGCAGCAACAACUGCAGGUGCAGCAGCAGCAGCAGCAGCA
Nilaparvata lugens (brown planthopper) is the source of this 3197-nucleotide messenger RNA. Its product is annotated as histone-lysine N-methyltransferase 2D-like. Lineage: Eukaryota; Metazoa; Arthropoda; Insecta; Hemiptera; Delphacidae. Gene Ontology annotation, molecular function: sequence-specific DNA binding; zinc ion binding. The record is from RefSeq and is a predicted model, not a curated record. The transcript has a single exon. Gene Ontology annotation, biological process: regulation of DNA-templated transcription. The annotation marks the transcript as partial. Gene Ontology annotation, cellular component: nucleus.